Molecule: messenger RNA, 1434 nt
Organism: Seminavis robusta
Lineage: Eukaryota; Bacillariophyta; Bacillariophyceae; Naviculales; Naviculaceae
Source: the annotation of a GenBank genome assembly
AUGGUGUUAGCUGCGGCCAGCCUCCGCCAGAAGAAUCCGGCACCAGCUUCCGAUUGGGCCAAGUCAAAGCUUGGAGGAUCGGACGUGCUGUUGUUGAACAGAGUGAGUAUUCCCUUGUCCAGGAAAGAUGUCCCAGAUAGUACAGUGACCCAACACAUCAGAGAAGUCUGGGGUGGGUAUCCUACUGGAGUCAGCAGCGACGACAUCAACAGAGAGACAAAGAAGGAGUUCAUCGCCCUAAAGAACAGACUUCAAGAGAGCGCCAGUUCCCGGUGGAAGAGCGAAAUAGUUGCCAGGGCAAGAAACAACGGUGUCCACAAGGCAGGGAGAAAUAAAGACCUUGUUGACAUGUUUGAAGACCUAGUCAGGUUGCUGACAAUUGACCCUGACUUGGACAUUGACAAUGUUGUGAAAUGCGGGAGCGUGGUCUACCCAAUUCUCAACUCAAACAAGGAAAAGACGGUGAAAGAAAUUGUGGAAGCCCUCACAACCGAAUUUGGUAUUAGGUACCGAGACAACACUGCCUUUGGUGCAAGAGAUGCAGUGUACCAGUUGGUUGUCAAGAACUCACUCCAGACCAUUCGCAAGAACUUCAACAAGCCAACCAACAAGAAACUCAAGGAUAAGCGUCUAUACUUGAACGAGAACCAGAUUGAUGGGAGCUGCGAGCUUUUAGGCGGAAGGAGGGUGAGCAGCGACAUUGCAUUCUCAUACCACAACAUUGGGAAUCUAGACAAAGCAUGCAGUGUCCUAGCUGGCGUCAAAGGUAAAGUCGAUAUGGUCAAGAGAGCUUCAGAACGGGCAUCAACUUGCGGUGCAUCUAGAAGACCAUCAGUCGAGAGUGCGGAACUGCCUCCUCGAAGAGCUAAAAAUCAGAGGAAAACGCCCUCCACAUCAGCUUUCUCUUCCAGUUCCUCUAACAGCAGCUCUUCUACCAAGAUAUCUUUAUCUAGCCAGCAUGAUGAUCCGGAUAUUUGCUGUGCCGCUUCAAACGCAAGCACCAUUUGCUCCGACACAUCCCGCCAUGAGAAUUUGCAAGCUGCCCCGCCCACUCAAGAGAUCAUACCCCCCAGCAGUAACGAUUUCUCCGAGUUCAUGCCAUUCACCGGUGAUGUUGGAAACACACCGAGGACAUUUCAAAUGAGUGAUACAACCCUUCCGGAGCUUAUUUCCACCGAAGAAUGCAUUGCCCUCAUUGAACAAGGCAAUGUGGGCCUUGUUCAGCGGCGUGUAGACCAGGAUAAGUACACAGCCAUAGGCAAUGGGGACAUGCACCAGAAGCAAAACAGUCAGUCCCGAAUCUUCUCUAGUACUACCUGUCCACCACCUCCGCAAUUCCAGUCAAGCUUGUUCAGGGAGCAGGACUCUGCUCUGUUCAGAUGUGACAGCUACAUCAACCAUCAUGGAGGCCCUGGCCCGUCUGACAAGGUAUGA